Molecule: messenger RNA, 1071 nt
Organism: Mesorhabditis belari
Lineage: Eukaryota; Metazoa; Nematoda; Chromadorea; Rhabditida; Rhabditidae
Source: the annotation of a GenBank genome assembly
AUGUAUCGGGAUAAUAGAGAGGAAAAAAGUGAUGGUGAAAUAUCGAGCGAUGAUGAGGAGCCGGUUUUCAAGAUUCCGCGCCACGAAACAACUGAAGUCCGAAAGAUAAAAAAGUUAAAUACCAUCUGGACGGAUGUUCUACUCGAGCAAGAACUUGACAGGGUCGGAUCUGUGUAUAUGGAGGAAAAUCUCCGGGUUGAACGAGGAAGUGAAUCUUUCGAAACAGGCGCUCAUGAGGGAAAUCAUUUAUCACCACGAUCAAAAAAUCAGACAACGAUGGCACCCGAUGAUGGCACAAAUGACGUCAUCAUGGCUGUUAAGCCCGGCUCAUUUCCUAAGGAAGUAAUAAUGCCAAUUCCCAUAGUUACUGUAUCUCCAGCUGAUGAUGAUCCAUUUGCUGGCCCUGCUGAUCUCAGUCAAGUUGAAUCUUUCGGCUUCGAUGAAAGGAAGUUUUCUUCUUCAAAAUAUGCAAAGAAGAGAUCUCCAGAUGGUACGCAAAAGCCCGACUACCGGAUAAAAAGCGAUUGGAGAUCUCGGGAAAAACGAACCUACAAAGAAAUGAAAGAAUCGAGUAAACAUUUGGAUGAAGAUUUUUCUCUGCAAAAACUAUUUGCAAUGAAUUUCGAUGAAGAUUUGAGUAUUGAUCGGCUUGGAGACGAGAUAGCGUUGGCUUUAGGAGAAAAAGAGCCAUUUAUUGUUCUCGAAAUCAUCAAAGCAAUUGGAAGAGAAAAAGCAAUCGAACUUUUCGAUAAAACUCGUGAGGUGGAGGGAAAUGGUGGACUUCUUGUGCAAGAUGGAUCAAGAAAGCGAACGCCUGGAGGCGUUUACAUAAACCUUUUCAAACAAGAUCCAACAAUCAGUCAAAAAAUCAAGGAUAAUAUUAUUCUACGACCUGAAGAUCGUCAAUGGAAAAGAGCAAAACGAAAAGGAAGACGCCCGGCCACAUAUGAGGAUUCGAUUCGAGAACAUGCUGCUAGAUUGAGGGAAUUGUCGAAAAUGGAUAUCGAGGCCGAAACAUCGAAUAACUCAUCAGAAAGACGUCUCUCUGCUGAUGAUCGAAUGUCUGAUGAU